GAAAUAAUGAUAGUCUCAUUCGAGGUUCACCACGACAAAGACAUUUUUCAUAAUUUUCGCAAAUCGUUCCCUCUGAAAACCAAAUCAUAGCCGGAGGUGAAUUCAGUGAUAGUGUAAUAAUGUCGGGUUGUUCUUGUGCGAAGUUGUGUUGUUUGUUGUUUCUGGUACAAGUUGCUCUUGCAAGAACGACCGAAAACUACCCCGUAGCAACAACUGAACAUCCGACAGAAGAAUUUUCUACAAAAACAAGAUACGAACAAGGCUUGGAGGAUUAUGACGAAGCUCAAGCUCGGCAAGGUAGAGGAAUGAUGGAUUUCGACGACCACGACCCGCAUGAUCACGACCACGAUAUGCCAGAACAAAAAGCUGUCAAAGAAGAUCCCUGGGCUGGAUAUUACGAUUUUAUUAUCAACGAGGGCUCUUUCAAAUUCUGGGCGGCUUUUCAGCUCAUAACCGCCGUUUUACUAAUCUAUUCGGCAUUCGCGGCUGUUUACUAUGCAAAAUUCAACGUCAUUACUACAGAUUAUGAUUAUUAUGAUGAUUUCUUUGGAAGGUCAAACCAGGAGUCAUCUUCAAGCAGUUUAUGGUCAGGUUUAUCGGCGCAAACAUUUCAAAGGAUAUUCGACGCUCUGUCCUCCAAAAAAUAUUCAUAAAUGUACCCAACGAAAAGCCAAAUACUUAAACCAAAGACUCCAUCCAUCAUGCUAAGCUUGGACUUCCAACUUAAGUAUUUGCGCUUUUCGUCCUCAUAAAUAAAAAAUUUAUAGUCGUUCC
Messenger RNA from Zophobas morio, 774 nucleotides. RefSeq lists its product as uncharacterized. The transcript is spliced from 3 exons. The coding region runs from base 120 to 653 and encodes 177 amino acids. The record is from RefSeq and is a predicted model, not a curated record. NCBI's taxonomy places the organism in Eukaryota, Metazoa, Arthropoda, Insecta, Coleoptera, Tenebrionidae.